ACCGUGGAGGACAGUGCAGCAGAUACCGUGGAAGACAUUGCAGCAGAUACAGUGGAAGACAUUGCAGCAGAUACAGUGGAAGACAUUGCAGCAGAUACCGUGGAAGACAGUGCAGCAGAUACAGUGGAAGACAGUGCAGCAGAUACCGUGGAAGACAGUGCAGCAGAUACCGUGGAAGACAUUGCAGCAGAUACAGUGGAAGACAUUGCAGCAGAUACCGUGGAAGACAGUGCAGCAGAUACCGUGGAAGACAGUGCAGUUGGAGUUGCAGCAGAUACCGUGGAAGACAUUGCAGUUGGAGUUGCAGCAGAUACCGUGGAAGACAGUGCAGCAGAUACCGUGGAAGACAGUGCAGUUGGAGUUGCAGCAGAUACCGUGGAAGACAGUGCAGCAGAUACCGUGGAAGACAGUGCAGUUGGAGUUGCAGCAGAUACCGUGGAAGACAUUGCAGUUGGAGUUGCAGCAGAUACCGUGGAAGACAGUGCAGCAGAUACCGUGGAAGACAGUGCAGUUGGAGUUGCAGCAGAUACCGUGGAAGACAGUGCAGUUGGAGUUGCAGCAGAUACCGUGGAAGACAGUGCAGCAGAUACCGUGGAAGACAGUGCAGUUGGAGUUGCAGCAGAUACCGUGGAAGACAGUGCAGCAGAUACCGUGGAAGACAGUGCAGUUGGAGUUGCAGCAGAUACCGUGGAAGACAGUGCAGCAGAUACCGUGGAAGACAGUGCAGCAGAUACCGUGGAAGACAGUGCAGCAGAUACAGUGGAAGACAGUGCAGCAGAUACAGUGGAAGACAGUGCAGCAGAUACCGUGGAAGACAGUGCAGCAGAUACAGUGGAAGACAGUGCAGCAGAUACAGUGGAAGACAGUGCAGCAGAUACCGUGGAAGACAGUGCAGCAGAUACCGUGGAAGACAGUGCAGUUGGAGUUGCAGCAGAUACCGUGGAAGACAGUGCAGCAGAUACCGUGGAAGACAGUGCAUUUGCUGUACCCAGACGGGAUAGUAGGAACCGAGGGAGAAAGGAAAGGUACCAAUAUUGGAUCGGGGACCUCGCCUUCAUUUUUUUGGGGAUUCAAGAUGGGCAACAGAGAUGACGAGUAUGAUUACUUAUUCAAAGUGGUGUUGAUAGGAGACUCGGGCGUGGGGAAGAGUAACCUGUUGUCUCGUUUCACCCGGAAUGAGUUUAACCUGGAGAGUAAGAGCACCAUCGGGGUGGAGUUUGCCACCCGCAGUAUCCAGGUGGAUGGGAAGACCGUGAAGGCUCAGAUCUGGGACACAGCUGGCCAGGAGAGAUACCGGGCUAUUACAUCAGCGUAUUACCGCGGUGCCGUUGGGGCUCUUCUGGUCUACGACAUCGCCAAACACCUGACCUAUGAAAGCGUGGAGCGUUGGCUGAAGGAACUGAGAGACCACGCUGACAGCAACAUCGUUAUUAUGCUGGUCGGCAACAAGAGUGACCUGCGUCACCUCAGGGCCGUGCCCACCGAUGGGGCACGGGCGUUCGCAGAGAAGAACGGUUUGUCUUUCCUGGAGACUUCAGCCCUGGAUUCUACUAACGUGGAGACAUCCUUCCAGACCAUUCUGACUGAAAUCUACCGCAUCGUGUCUCAGAAACAGAUGUCAGACCGGCAAGACAACAACAUGUCGCCAAGCAACAACGUGGUCAACAUCCAGGUGCAGCCGACGGAGAAUAAACCAAAGAUGCAGUGUUGUCAGAGCAUCUAACAGCAUCACCUAUACCACCUGCUACCCCCUUGACCCCCUUGACUCCCUUGACCCCAAACCCCCUUCUAAAAGACUGCUUUGGUCCUGUCUGUCUGAGACACAGCUGCAUGGCCAGGCUCUAUACUGAGACCCAGCUGCAUGGCCAGGCUCUAUACUGAGACCCAGCUGCAUGGCCAGGCUCUCAUUGGUUCCUUAAGGAUCCCCAGUCAGGACUAUACAGCUGUGUCCGAUCCCAUUGGUUCCUUAAGGAUCCCCAGUCAGGACUAUACAGCUGUGUCCGAUCCCAUUGGUUCCUUAAGGAUCCCCAGUCAGGACUAUACAGCUGUGUCCGAUCCCAUUGGUUCCUUAAGGAACCCCAGUCAGGACUAUACAGCAUGUGUCCGAUCCCAUUGGUUCCUUAAGGAUCCCCAGUCAGGACUAUACAGCUGUGUCCGAUCCCAUUGGUUCCUUAAGGAACCCCAGUCAGGACUAUACAGCUGUGUCCGAUCCCAUUGGUUCCUUAAGGAUCCCCAGUCAGGACUAUACAGCUGUGUCCGAUCCCAUUGGUUCCUUAAGGAUCCCCAGUCAGGACUAUACAGCUGUGUCCGAUCCCAUUGGUUCCUUAAGGAUCCCCAGUCAGGACUAUACAGCUGUGUCCGAUCCCAUUGGUUCCUUAAGGAUCCCCAGUCAGGACUAUACAGCUGUGUCCGAUCCCAUUGGUUCCUUAAGGAUCCCCAGUCAGGACUAUACAGCUGUGUCCGAUCCCAUUGGUUCCUUAAGGAUCUAUAUAUAGCAACGUUUUAAUAAUCAGACAAACGCUGGACGAAUCUUCACAGAAAUGUCUUAAUAUAUGAUUUACAUUUUUUUUUUAUUAUUAUUUUUUUUUUUAUGUGUUAUUUUAUUAAAUAAUUUGAGGUUUGUUUUGUUCACCUGUAAGCUUCAAAUUGACUGCACUGUACUCUCAUUACCCUGGCUGGCUGUUGUGAAUCCCAAAUGGCACCCUAUUCCCUGAUAUAGUGCACUACUAUUAACCAGAGCCCUUACCCUAACCAGAAGUAGUGCACUAUAAAAGGAAUAGCUUAAGGGACCAUUUGGGAGCCUGGUGGUGUGCUGCAUAACUAGAUGAUGUCCUCUCGCUGUGGUAGUAAUGCUAUAAUGCUAAUGGUGAUAGGCUAGGGAUCAGUGGUAGUAAUGCUAAUGAUCAUAGGCUAGGGAUCAGUGGUAGUAAUGCUAAUGGUGAUAGGCUAGGGAUCAGUGUUUAGUAAUGCUAUAAUGCUAAUGGUGAUAGGCUAGGGAUCAGUGUUUAGUAAUGCUAUAAUGCUAAUGGUGAUAGGCUAGGGAUCAGUGGUAGUAAUGCUAAUGAUGAUAGGCUAGGGAUCAGUGGUAGUAAUGCUAAUGAUGAUAGGCUAGGGAUCAGUGGUAGUAAUGCUAUAAUGCUAAUGAUGAUAGGCUAGGGAUCAGUGGUAGUAAUGCUAAUGAUGAUAGGCUAGAGAUCAGUGUUUAGUAAUGCUAUAAUGCUAAUGAUGAUAGGCUAGGGAUCAGUGGUAGUAAUGCUAAUGUUGAUAGGCUAGGGAUCAGUGGUAGUAAUGCUAAUGAUGAUAGGCUAGGGAUCAGUGGUAGUAAUGCUAUAAUGCUAAUGAUGAUAGGCUAGGGAUCAGUGGUAGUAAUGCUAUAAUGCUAAUGAUGAUAGGCUAGGGAUCAGUGGUAGUAAUGCUAAUGAUGAUAGGCUAGGGAUCAGUGGUAGUAAUGCUAUAAUGCUAAUGAUGAUAGGCUAGGGAUCAGUGGUAGUAAUGCUAAUGGUGAUAGGCUAGAGAUCAGUGUUUAGUAAUGCUAUAAUGCCAAUGAUGAUAGGCUAGGGAUCAGUGGUAGUAAUGCUAAUGAUGAUAGGCUAGGGAUCAGUGGUAGUAAUGCUAAUGAUGAUAGGCUAGGGAUCAGUGGUAGUAAUGCUAUAAUGCUAAUGAUGAUAGUCUAGGGAUCAGUGGUAGUAAUGCUAAUGAUGAAAGGCUAGGGAUCAGUGGUAGUAAUGCUAUAAUGCUAAUGAUGAUAGGCUAGGGAUCAGUGGUAGUAAUGCUAAUGGUGAUAGGCUAGAGAUCAGUGUUUAGUAAUGCUAUAAUGCUAAUGAUGAUAGGCUAGGGAUCAGUGGUAGUAAUGCUAAUGAUGAUAGGCUAGGGAUCAGUGGUAGUAAUGCUAAUGAUGAUAGGCUAGGGAUCAGUGGUAGUAAUGCUAUAAUGCUAAUGAUGAUAGGCUAGGGAUCAGUGGUAGUAAUGCUAUAAUGCUAAUGAUGAUAGGCUAGGGAUCAGUGGUAGUAAUGCUAAUGAUGAUAGGCUAGGGAUCAGUGGUAGUAAUGCUAAUGAUGAUAGGCUAGGGAUCAGUGGUAGUAAUGCUAUAAUGCUAAUGAUGAUAGGCUAGGGAUCAGUGGUAGUAAUGCUAAUGAUGAUAGGCUAGGGAUCAGUGGUAGUAAUGCUAUAAUGCUAAUGAUGAUAGGCUAGGGAUCAGUGGUAGUAAUGCUAAUGGUGAUAGGCUAGAGAUCAGUGUUUAGUAAUGCUAUAAUGCCAAUGAUGAUAGGCUAGGGAUCAGUGGUAGUAAUGCUAAUGAUGAUAGGCUAGGGAUCUGUGGUAGUAAUGCUAAUGAUGAUAGGCUAGGGAUCAGUGGUAGUAAUGCUAUAAUGCUAAUGAUGAUAGGCUAGGGAUCAGUGGUAGUAAUGCUAAUGGUGAUAGGCUAGGGAUCAGUGGUAGUAAUGCUAUAAUGCCAAUGAUGAUAGGCUAGGGAUCAGUGGUAGUAAUGCUAAUGAUGAUAGGCUAGAGAUCUGUGGUUAGUAAUGCUACAUGAUGAUAGGCUAGGGAUCAGUGGUAGUAAUGCUAUAUGAUGAUAGGCUAGGGAUCUGUGGUAGUAAUGCUAAUGAUGAUAGGCUAGGGAUCAGUGGUAGUAAUGCUAUAAUGCUAAUGAUGAUAGGCUAGGGAUCAGUGGUAGUAAUGCUAAUGAUGAAAGGCUAGGGAUCAGUGGUAGUAAUGCUAUAAUGCUAAUGAUGAUAGGCUAGGGAUCAGUGGUAGUAAUGCUAAUGGUGAUAGGCUAGAGAUCAGUGUUUAGUAAUGCUAUAAUGCUAAUGAUGAUAGGCUAGGGAUCGGUGGUAGUAAUGCUAAUGAUGAUAGGCUAGGGAUCAGUGGUAGUAAUGCUAAUGAUGAUAGGCUAGGGAUCAGUGCUCUACAUAGACAACAAUAUCCAAGUAAUCUAAUAUUUACAAUUAAAAGGGUUGCAUAAUUCCUGAAACGUUCAAACUACAUUUCCAAGGUUUUUCAUCCUCCAGCACUGAGAUUCAUGAUCCAUUUUUGGUGUUCUGAAAUAGCAUGUAGCUGUAUAACCCCUAUCUGAGCUGUGAAGCACUUUCCUUUGUGUUGAUAGAUGGUGGAUGGUGGCAGACCGUCUCGUCGCCACUAGUCUUUGACGCCUAGCGUGGUCCUGAGUCCUGAGUCCCAGCUCUGUUUGUCGUCGUCUUGCCAACUCUCAUGUGAUUUAUAGGAGUUGCUAAGACGGCACAAACGGACGUGGGACCAGGAUGAGCAUGGUUCACCUUGGUGUCAAGGGGUCAACUAAUCAAGUCCAAGUAAUGGCACAUACAUAACCACUGUCUGGAGAGACCUGACUACAGCUAGACUCAUAACGCAGUACCUGUUCAGACUGAUUCAUUAGAGACUGAUUCAUUAGAGACUGAUUCAUUAGAGCUAGACUCAUAACGCAGUGCCUGUUCAGACUGAUUCAUUAGAGACUGAUUCAUUAGAGACUGAUUCAUUAGAGACUGAUUCAUUAGAGCUAGACUCAUAACGCAGUGCCUGUUCAGACUGAUUCAUUAGAGACUGAUUCAUUAGAGACUGAUUCAUUAGAGACUGAUUCAUUAGAGCUAGACUCAUAACGCAGUGCCUGUUCAGACUGAUUCAUUAGAGACUGAUUCAUUAGAGACUGAUUCAUUAGAGACUGAUUCAUUAGAGCUAGACUCAUAACGCAGUGCCUGUUCAGACUGAUUCAUUAGAGACUGAUUCAUUAGAGACUGAUUCAUUAGAGCUAGACUCAUAACGCAGUACCUGUUCAGACUGAUUCAUUAGAGACUGAUUCAUUAGAGACUGAUUCAUUAGAGACUGAUUCAUUAGAGCUAGACUCAUAACGCAGUGCCUGUUCAGACUGAUUCAUUAGAGACUGAUUCAUUAGAGACUGAUUCAUUAGAGCUAGACUCAUAACGCAGUGCCUGUUCAGACUGAUUCAUUAGAGACUGAUUCAUUAGAGACUGAUUCAUUAGAGACUGAUUCAUUAGAGCUAGACUCAUAACGCAGUACCUGUUCAGACUGAUUCAUUAGAGACUGAUUCAUUAGAGACUGAUUCAUUAGAGCUAGACUCAUAACGCAGUGCCUGUUCAGACUGAUUCAUUAGAGCCUGAUUCAUUAGAGACUGAUUCAUUAGAGACUGAUUCAUUAGAGACUGAUUCAUUAGAGACUGAUUCAUUAGAGACUGAUUCAUUAGAGCUAGACUCAUAACACAGUGCCUGUUCAGACUGAUUCAUUAGAGACUGAUUCAUUAGAGACUGAUUCAUUAGAGACUGAUUCAUUAGAGCUAGACUCAUAACGCAGUGCCUGUUCAGACUGAUUCAUUAGAGACUGAUUCAUUAGAGACUGAUUCAUUAGAGCUAGACUCAUAACGCAGUGCCUGUUCAGACUGAUUCAUUAGAGACUGAUUCAUUAGAGACUGAUUCAUUAGAGCUAGACUCAUAACGCAGUGCCUGUUCAGACUGAUUCAUUAGAGACUGAUUCAUUAGAGACUGAUUCAUUAGAGCUAGACUCAUAACACAGUGCCUGUUCAGACUGAUUCAUUAGAGACUGAUUCAUUAGAGACUGAUUCAUUAGAGCUAGACUCAUAACACAGUGCCUGUUCAGACUGAUUCAUUAGAGACUGAUUCAUUAGAGACUGAUUCAUUAGAGACUGAUUCAUUAGAGACUGAUUCAUUAGAGACUGAUUCAUUAGAGCUAGACUCAUAACACAGUGCCUGUUCAGACUGAUUCAUUAGAGACUGAUUCAUUAGAGACUGAUUCAUUAGAGACUGAUUCAUUAGAGCUAGACUCAUAACGCAGUGCCUGUUCAGACUGAUUCAUUAGAGACUGAUUCAUUAGAGACUGAUUCAUUAGAGACUGAUUCAUUAGAGACUGAUUCAUUAGAGCUAGACUCAUAACGCAGUGCCUGUUCAGACUGAUUCAUUAGAGACUGAUUCAUUAGAGACUGAUUCAUUAGAGCUAGACUCAUAACGCAGUGCCUGUUCAGACUGAUUCAUUAGAGACUGAUUCAUUAGAGACUGAUUCAUUAGAGCUAGACUCAUAACGCAGUGCCUGUUCAGACUGAUUCAUUAGAGACUGAUUCAUUAGAGACUGAUUCAUUAGAGCUAGACUCAUAACGCAGUGCCUGUUCAGACUGAUUCAUUAGAGACUGAUUCAUUAGAGACUGAUUCAUUAGAGACUGAUUCAUUAGAGACUGAUUCAUUAGAGACUGAUUCAUUAGAGACUGAUUCAUUAGAGACUGAUUCAUUAGAGACUGAUUCAUUAGAGACUGAUUCAUUAGAGACUGACUCAUAACACAGUGCCUGUUCAGAUUGAUUCAUUCAUUAGACUGUUUUGUUUGAAACAACAUGUUUAUGCCAGGGUUGGCGUCAAUUCAGGAAGUUAACUGAGAUUUCGAUUCAAAAUCCUAUUCUCUUUAUUGCUUUUCAAUGAGGAAAAUGUGGAAUUGGAAUUUGGUUUACUUUCUGAAUUGACUGAUAUUGAAAUGGAAUUGACCUCCCCUGCUUUCUGCUAAUCCUAAAACAUGGUUUAUGGUUAGCAGAAAGAGAGAGUACCGAGUCGUGCCUAAUGCUUUGAGUACUGACUUGUUUCGGGGCUUAAUGGUUUGAGUACUGAGUAGUGACUUGUUUCAGGGCUUAAUGCUUUGAGUACUGAGUAGUGACUUGUUUCAGGGCUUAAUGCUUUCAGUAGUGACUUGUUUCGGGGCUUAUUGCUUUGACUACUGACUUGUUUCGGGGCUUAAUGCUUUGAGUACUCAGCAGUGACUUGUUUCGGAGCUUAAUGCUUUGAGUAGUGACUUGUUUCGGGGCUUAAUGCUUUGAGUAGUGACUUGUUUCAGGGCUUAAUGCUUUGAGUAGUGACUUGUUUCGGGGCUUAAUCCUUUGAGUACUGAGUAGUGACUUGUUUCAGGGCUUAAUGCUUUGAGUAGUGACUUGUUUCGGGGCUUAAUGCUUUGAGUAGUGACUUGUUUCGGGGCUUAAUGCUUUGAGUAGUGACUUGUUUCGGGGCUUAAUGCUUUGAGUAGUUACUUGUUUCGGGGCUUAAUGCUUUGAGUAGUGACUUGUUUCGGGGCUUAAUGCUUUGAGUACUGAGUAGUGACUUGUUUCAGGGCUUAAUGCUUUGAGUAGUGACUUGUUUCGGGGCUUAAUGCUUUGAGUACUGAGUAGUGACUUGUUUCAGGGCUUAAUGCUUUGAGUAGUGACUUGUUUCGGGGCUUAAUGCUUUGAGUAGUGACUUGUUUCAGGGCUUAAUGCUUUGAGUAGUGACUUGUUUCGGGGCUUAAUGCUUUGAGUACUGAGUAGUGACUUGUUUCAGGGCUUAAUGCUUUGAGUAGUGACUUGUUUCGGGGCUUAAUGCUUUGAGUAGUGACUUGUUUCGGGGCUUAAUGCUUUGAGUACUGAGUAGUGACUUGUUUCAGGGCUUAAUGCUUUGAGUAGUGACUUGUUUCAGGGCUUAAUGCUUUGAGUAGUGACUUGUUUCGGGGCUUAAUGCUUUGAGUAGUGACUUGUUUCGGGGCUUAAUGCUUUGAGUAGUGACUUGUUUCAGGGCUUAAUGCUUUGAGUAGUGACUUGUUUCGGGGCUUAAUGCUUUGAGUAGUGACUUGUUUCGGGGCUUAAUGCUUUGAGUAGUGACUUGUUUCGGGGCUUAAUGCUUUGAGUACUCAGUAGUGACUUGUUUCGGGGCUUAAUGCUUUGAGUACUGAGUAGUGACUUGUUUCGGGGCUUAAUGCUUUGAGUAGUGACUUGUUUCGGGGCUUAAUGCUUUGAGUAGUGACUUGUUUCGGGGCUUAAUGCUUUGAGUACUGAGUAGUGACUUGUUUCGGGGCUUAAUGCUUUGAGUAGUGACUUGUUUCAGGGCUUAAUGCUUUGAGUAGUGACUUGUUUCAGGGCUUAAUGCUUUGAGUAGUGACUUGUUUCAGGGCUUAAUGCUUUGAGCAGUGACUUGUUUCGGGGCUUAAUGCUUUGAGUAGUGACUUGUUUCGGGGCUUAAUGCUUUGAGUAGUGACUUGUUUCGGGGCUUAAUGCUUUGAGUAGUGACUUGUUUCGGGGCUUAAUGCUUUGAGUAGUGACUCGUUUCAGUGCCUUUAUUGUAGAAUGACUUGUUGGUUGGUCUGUAGAUUGUUUUCAGAUGCCACCUCCCCUUCUCUUCAAGCCCAGCUCUCCUAUCUCUCAGAGUUUGUGGACAGGACAGGUUCCUACCCUUUUUAAAAUGUACGUGUGAUCAGGGUGGUUGGCAGGUAGCCAAGGAGCGCUGCAGUUUCCCCCAAGCAACUCGUGUCAAGCAGAUCACACAAUUUACCACGGCCUACAGCAGGACUGGUCUACAGGGUAAUAGUAGUGUGGGUAGGAGCCAGUGUCUGGAGUUAGACCAGAUUAAUAACCCACUGUCUGGAGUUAGACCAGAUUAACAGCGUUAAUAACCCACUGUCUGGAGUUAGACCAGAUAACGGCAUUAAUAACCCAUCUGGAAUUAGACCAGAUUAAUAACCCACUGUCUGGAGUUAGACCAGAUUAACGGCGUUAAUAACCCAUCUGGAAUUAGACCAGAUUAACAGCGUUAAUAACCCACUGUCUGGAGUUAGACCAGAUUAACGGCAUUAAUAACCCACUGUCUGGAGUUAGACCAGAUAACGGCAUUAAUAACCCAUCUGGAAUUAGACCAGAUUAAUAACCCACUGUCUGGAGUUAGACCAGAUUAACGGCGUUAAUAACCCAUCUGGAAUUAGACCAGAUUAACGGCAUUAAUAACCCACUGUCUGGAAUUAGACCAGAUUAACGUCAUUAAUAACCCACUGUCUGGAGUUAGACCAGAUUAAUAACCCACUGUCUGGAAUUAGACCAGAUUAACGUCAUUAAUAACCCACUGUCUGGAGUUAGACCAGAUUAACAACCCACUGUCUGGAGUUAGACCAGAUUAACGGCAUUAAUAACCCACUUCUGGAAUUAGACCAGAUUAACAACCCACUGUCUGGAGUUAGACCAGAUUAACGUCAUUAAUAACCCACUGUCUGGAGUUAGACCAGAUUAACGGCGUUAAUAACCCACUGUCUGGAGUUAGACCAGAUUAACGUCAUUAAUAACCCACUGUCUGGGGUUAGACCAGAUUAAUAUCCCACUGUCUGGAGUUAGACCAGAUUAACGUCAUUAAUAACCCACUGUCUGGGGUUAGACCAGAUUAAUAACUCACUGUCUGGAGUUAGACCAGAUUAACAACUCACUGUCUGGGGUUAGACCAGAUUAAUAUCCCACUGUCUGGAGUUAGACCAGAUUAACGACAUUAAUAACCCACUGUCUGGAGUUAGACCAGAUUAACGUCAUUAAUAUGCCUCUGUCUGGAGUUAGACCUUAGACCAGAUUAACAACCCACUGUCUGGAGUUAGACCAGAUUAACGGCGUUAAUAACCCAUCUGGAAUUAGACCAGAUUAACAACCCACUGUCUGGAGUUAGACCAGAUUAACGGCGUUAAUAACCCACUGUCUGGGGUUAGACCAGAUUAACGGCAUUAAUAACCCACUGUCUGGAGUUAGACCAGAUUAACGUCAUUAAUAACCCAUCUGGAAUUAGACCAGAUUAACAACCCACUGUCUGGAGUUAGACCAGAUUAACGUCAUUAAUAACCCACUGUCUGGGGUUAGACCAGAUUAACGGCAUUAAUAACCCACUGUCUGGAGUUAGACCAGAUUAACGUCAUUAAUAACCCACUGUCUGGAGUUAGACCAGAUUAACGGCGUUAAUAACCCACUGUCUGGAGUUAGACCAGAUUAACGUCAUUAAUAACCCACUGUCUGGAGUUAGACCAGAUUAACGCCAUUAACAACCCACUGUCUGGGGUUAGACCAGAUUAACAUCAUUAAUAACCCAGUGUCUGGAGUUAGACCAGAUUAACGUCAUUAAAAACCCACUGUCUGGAAUUAGACCAGAUUAACGUCAUUAAUAACCCACUGUCUGGAGUAAAACCAGAUUAACGUCAUUAAUAACCCACUGUCUGGGGUUAGACCAGAUUAACGUCAUUAAUAACCCACUGUCUGGAGUUAGACCAGAUUAACGCCAUUAACAACCCACUGUCUGGGGUUAGACCAGAUUAACAUCAUUAAUAACCCAGUGUCUGGAGUUAGACCAGAUUAACGCCAUUAACAACCCACUGUCUGGGGUUAGACCAGAUUAACAUCAUUAAUAACCCAGUGUCUGGAGUUAGACCAGAUUAACGUCAUUAAUAACCCACUGUCUGGAGUUAGACCAGAUUAAUAACCCACUGUCUGGGGUUAGACCAGAUUAACGUCAUUAAUAACCCACUGUCUGGAGUUAGACCAGAUUAAUAACCCACUGUCUGGAGUUAGACCAGAUUAAUAACCCACUGUCUGGAGUUAGACCAGAUUAAUAACCCACUGUCUGGAGUUAGACCAGAUUAACGUCAUUAACAACCCACUGUCUGGAGUUAGACCAGAUUAAUAACCCACUGUCUGGGGUUACACCAGAUUAACGGCGUUAAUAACCCACUGUCUGGAGUUAGACCAGAUUAACGUCAUUAAAAACCCACUUCACAUAAAAUAGUGUCUGUUUUGCACUGAAUUUUAAAACAACCCAUUUAUCAAACGGAUAGCGUUAGAAAUUAGUCUGCACUGCUUCCGUGAUAAUGAAUGACAAAUUAGCAUGCUGUUAUUGAUAUGCUAUUAUGGACCACCACCAUGACUGGUAACAUGAACGACCUGAAUGUUUAGGCUUCUGACACAUUUACCUGUCCUGGAAUGACUGCAGCCUUGUAUCGUACUGUGAUGACCUGGGAUGUGUUCAUUAGGGACGAAACAGAAGAAACCUGAUUUAAAACUACCUGCACUAGUAGUCCAAUAACAAACACUAAUGUAUAUUUUCCCUGUUGUUAAAACAUUUUUUGCUACGGUGUGGCCUACUGAACACUAACCCUUCUUUUUUUAAGAGGUCAAAUGGCACAUAGGGGUUGAAAGUAGUGCACUUUUUUAUUAGUGGAUAGGUUGCCAGUUGGGACACUGGUCCCUGUGUGUGUGUCUGGCAGGGAUGUUACGGUUACAGAAGGCUGUGUCACAAAGGGCAUCCUAUUCUCUAUGUAAUACACUGCUUUGGAUCAGGCUAGCUUUAGCUUUGGAUCAGGCUAGCUUUAGCUUUGGAGCAGGCUAGCUUUAGCUUUGGAGCAGGCUAGCUUUAGCUUUGGAUCAGGCUAGCUUUAGCUUUUUAGCAGGCUAGCUUUAGCUUUGGAGCAGGCUAGCUUUAGCUUUGGAUCAGGCUAGCUUUAGCUUUGGAGCAGGCUAGCUUUAGCUUUGGAUCAGGCUAGCUUUAGCUUUGGAUCAGGCUAGCUUUAGCUUUGGAUCAGGCUAGCUUUAGCUUUGGAGCAGGCUAGCUUUAGCUUUGGAUCAGGCUAGCUUUAGCUUUGGAGCAGGCUAGCUUUAGCUUUGGAACAGGCUAGCUUUGCUCGGUUUAUGUAGUCCCCUUAACUAUUGCUGUUGUGUGAUUUUUUUUUUUUAAUGUCAAUGAUCUUUCACUUUAUGCGUCCUCGGCACCACUGUUUUUAUUUUUUCAUUCAUGCUGUACUGUGAUUUUGUUGUUGUUGUUGUUAUUUGUUUUGUUUAUAAUGAAACUGUUCUCUCUGUCCACUAAUUACAAUUAAUAAAUAAACUUACCUCUGAGUUUAAAGGUCUCA
Salmo salar (Atlantic salmon) is the source of this 12688-nucleotide messenger RNA. RefSeq names its product ras-related protein Rab-11A. The record is from RefSeq and is a predicted model, not a curated record. NCBI's taxonomy places the organism in Eukaryota, Metazoa, Chordata, Actinopteri, Salmoniformes, Salmonidae. Gene Ontology annotation, molecular function: GTPase activity; GTP binding.